Molecule: messenger RNA, 5214 nt
Organism: Myxozyma melibiosi
Lineage: Eukaryota; Fungi; Ascomycota; Lipomycetes; Lipomycetales; Lipomycetaceae
Product: sister chromatid cohesion C-terminus-domain-containing protein
Exons: 6
Coding region: 249-5123 (1624 amino acids)
Biological process (GO): establishment of mitotic sister chromatid cohesion; establishment of protein localization to chromatin; replication-born double-strand break repair via sister chromatid exchange
Cellular component (GO): Scc2-Scc4 cohesin loading complex
Molecular function (GO): chromatin binding
Source: RefSeq, a predicted model, not a curated record
GUAUUCUGAUACUUACCCCAGAUCAUCCGCUUUCAAUCGCUCACAUCUCCUCGCGCUCUCCAGCCAUCGCGCUCUUCACGACGCCCAACCUAGCGCACCAGACUUCGAUCUUCAAUCUCUCUGAGCAGCAAAACGCAGAGUCGCAACGCUCAUACGAGCUCUUGAACACACCGCCUACGACGGCGGAGUACGCGAACGUGAUUGAAUCGCAUCUCAGCGGGUUACGUGAUUACCUCAAUACUCGCCAAAUGCGACCAAUAAAAUUCGAAGUUCCGCCUGCGUUUGCUUCGUUACCCAGCGGAGGCUCGACAUUGAACUCUCGAGUCCAGGCAUUCGAACUCCGUCCGUUUACCGAGCGACUAUUGACCACCUCAGAUAUUCCCUAUCAAUAUUCCGUUGCAGACAACGAGCGCGCGCCUGUUGAUCCAUCAAAUUCCAUCUCUCUCGAUACAAUGCUCCAGACACUUCAAAAUAACCCUUCCUCGAUUCCUGUACAAAUUCCCGAGUUGCCAACUGAUACCCCGCAAAACGGUCUCGAUCCGACUCAGACCACCGUCUCUGCUCAUGAUAUACCCGGCACAUCUGGGGUCGAAGCGAUAGGUCCAUUGCCGAAAAAGCGAAAGAGUGAAAAGGCUAGCUCGGUUGGAGUCCAACAUUCACAAGCAGCAUUCAGUAAUCAAGUCCCCGAAACCUUCCAACAGCCAUACGUCUCAGCAGACACAUCGAUCGCCGACUCAUCCAUGGCAUCCAGAGACGUCUACCCGUCCUCCGCCGCCCCUACUUCUCCUCUGCCAAGCACCUCACCCGACACGCACAAACGAAAGACCGCUCCAGAUUACACAGACGCACUGGUCUUUGACGAUCCGACCCGCAAGUCUCAGGUUGCGCUUGAAGGCCUUACAAACCUGAUUGAGAACGUCUUCGAGGCAGACGACAACCUCGCCACCGACACGUCUGGAGUCCGUGGAGAAUUCUCCUCCGUUUGGGCUGUGGACGGUCCGACCGAUGAUCCUGUUUUAUCAAAUGAAUAUCUGAUCCGCCUCGAAAGCGUAUUGAAGCGCGUCAUCAGCUUCAACGUAUACCCCGAGAUCUCAAUCGACGAUAUCCUGAGAUUGCAAAAAAUAUGCUUGAAAUCGGUCCGCUUAGGAAGCGCUCUACACUGGAACGGUGCGGAAGGGUUACUAGAAGCUGAUACGGCUGCGGUCUACAACGAUGUCUCGACUGCCGAUAACUCGCUCAAGGCCGCAAAGUUGAUUUUUCUCACAAUGCUCGGGUCUCGAGAGGAAAAGCAAAUCUGCUCAGAAGACAUCAUCAAAGAGACCCUGGAUUUGCUCAGCGGUCUUAUCGACGGCCUGUUUAUCCCGCUUAUCCCACCCGUGUCUGAUAUGGAGAGCUUGCUACCAUUCAAGAAGUUGGUCUUGGGUCUCUUGCAGGAAAUGAUUCGGGUCAUCAAUCUGAUCUACCAAUUACUCGAGCUGCAAGACGUGAGCGAGACCGUAAUCUCCAGAUUCGAGUUUGUGUGCAUCGGCGUCAUUUUCGCGGAGACUCCCACGUUCAACAAAGACUCGUACCUCGGGAUUGCAAAUAUUGAGAAUCUCCGCGUGGCAGCCAUGGACGUGCUCGCACAGAUUUUCGCAUGUCAGCCCGAGCAGCGGACUUUUCUAUUAAACGAGAUCUUGACUAGUCUUGAGAAGCUUCCCGUGAGUCGCCAGACCGCGCGACAGUAUAAGCUUGUAGGCGGCGGUCAUAUUCAGUUGGUGACUGCGCUUAUCCUGCGUCUUGUGCAAACAGCCGGGUCGUUGCAUCUCAAUCAAAAAUUUGCUUCUGUCUCCUCUGUCCCACAAGGAGAUGGGGCAGAAGAUAACGAUCAGCAAUCAGACGAGCGUGCACAGUUCAUCCAAGAGUGUGCGCGCUGCAACUCUGAAGCUUUGAAAAGUUCCAACGACGUGAUCAGUUUCCUGAUCGAACGGGUGCUAAAGUCGAAAUCACGCGAUGACCAGCCUUAUCGCGGACUAUUGGAUCUCUUCACCGAAGAUUUUCUUGUCGUGCUCGAGUCGCCCGAGUGGCCGGGUGCCGAAGUCUUGCUUCGCUCGCUGGCGAUGCGGAUGAUUUCUUUUGCAAACAACGAGAAGGAACCUGCACUGGUCUGCACCAUGGCAAUCGACAUCCUCGGCACGAUCGGCGAGAAACUGCUGCUCUUACGGCACCACGACUCGAAGCUUCCGGAGCUGACCGCGUCGGCUUCCCAGUCGGAUAUGAAGCAGAUCGGCAAGGUUGCAAAUUCGAUUUUGCUAUAUCUGCAUAAACUCCGGCUGGUGGAUUCGACUGCCGGCGGAUCGUUUGGGUAUUUCAUGACGGCUUGGGUAGCGCUGCUUGCCUCUCUGGAUGUUGAAGCUGUGAAGCCUGUGGUCGAUGGCGCUAUUGAGAAGUUGAUGCAAAAGGCGUCGUCUAAUACUUGGGCAGCCAAGGAAAACUUUGAGGAUGAAACUCCGGCGGCGAUGAAAGCCAAAUACACCGACUUUUCCCGCCUGAUGCCAUUAUAUAAGCUCUAUGACCGGAUAUUCUCAGAGAUUUUGGUGUCCCUCAACUCCGAACGCAUCACGUCGCGAACCAAAGGUCUCCGAGUUCUCAGCAUUCUCGUAGCCGUCGACCCGACGAUCCUGAUGAUCCCUAUCGUUCUCUCGAACGUCUCCUCGCGGCUGCGAGACCAGUCUGCGCAAGUUCGGGACGCGGCCGUCGAUACAAUUGGCAAGUUUAUCUUGACGAAACCAGAAGUCACGCAGAAGUACUAUCUGCUGCUUUGCGAGCGGGCCAACGACACCGGCACAGCGGUGCGCAAACGCGUCGUCAAGUUGCUCCGAGACAUUUGCGUGUCUACGUCGGACGUCAGCAUCGAGGUCGAGAUCACGGAUCGGCUUUUGCGGCGGACAGAAGACAUUGAGGAGUCGAUCAGUGAGCUGGCGCAAAAGACUUUAGAGGACAUUUACUUUGGUCCAACGAAAAAGUCCGCCGAAUCUGACGAGCUGGGUUACAAGACUGAAGUCGACGGCCGCGUGCAGAUCCUGUUACAAGUCAGAGAACGCGGUAAUAAGGAUCCGAAGAUUGUGAAGCUGAUGCAGAAUCUGUUGACUGGACUCAAGAAGAAAGAGAGCGAUGGAGGUGUUUGGGCUGCUAUUUCGAAGGUUAUGGUAGAGAACUUGAUUGAGUCGGUUAUCGACUGGACACCCGGAAAGAAGGUAUCGCUGCAAAGCCUGUUUGGACUUUUGGCGCUAUUCGCCACGGCCAACAAGUCACUAUUCGAAGCCGAGCAACUUGUUGCACUGCAGAGCUACUUACAGCACGAGUCCCCCAAGGACGACCUAGCUACGUACUACGUCCUCGUCGUCUUCCGAAACAUUCUUCCUACCGUCGGUGCCGUGCGGUCGAAAUUCAGCACCGAGGUGCAGCAGAUCCUCCUGUCGCGGCUUACAAAGUUCAAUCUACGCGAACUGGCGGAGGCCGUGCCGUGUUUGUGGGACAUCAGUCUGGUGCUGAAGGACACGCGUCGGCUUGCGGCUACCACUGUCUCGUGCUUGAAGAUGAUUGCGCCAAACAAGGCUGAAGCUCUAUCGGGUCAUUUCAAAAGCUACGAGCAGGACAGUGUCAAGGUGGAGAACAAAGUCAUCCGGCUGCUGCAUUUGCUGGGUAUGAUUGGGCGGUACUUCAACCUCGAGGAGCACAUUGCAAUGUUCCAGUCCGUUCCGGGAAUCAAGGGACGGUCUGUUGUCGAGAUGAUUGUGCUUACGCUGCAGGUAUUUGCGUGCGCACAGUGUGUGCCGGCCAAGAUCAAGAAGAUUGCAAUCAGAAACAUAGGCAACAUGGCAAUCACGCACCCGCAGAUUUACCUGUCGAAGAUGGCGCUGAGAGUGCUUGACGACGCGUGGGAGUCUGAUGAUCGCGAGCUGAAGAAUACAGUUAUCAGGAUGCUGAUCGAGUUUGUGACGCACGACCAGGAGAAAGCGGACCAAGCGAGCAGGAAGCGCGGCAACAGUGAAGAGACUGUUGAUAUAGGCGUGCUGAAAGGAGAUACGCACAAGUUUGCUAACGACGGUGUGAGCGCAUCACUGAGUCAGCGAUACCUGGAAAACAUUCUCGCGGUCGCGAUAGACUCUGAGGACGACUACGCACUAUCGGCGACGCUGCUGCUGGAGAAGAUUGUGACGCAGGGGUUUGCCAAUCCGCGGUCCUGCGUUCCCACGCUUAUCGCGCUCGAGACGUCGAUGAACCCCACGAUCAACGCGCUCGCGGUUGAUAUCCAUCGCAAGCUGCACAGCAAGCACGAGUCGCUGAUCGACGGAAUCUACGUCGAAGGCGUGCGCCGCGCGUACGAGUAUCGUCGCCUGCAGCGGUCUUCGAAACAAGCUAGCGGGGACGAGAGCGCGAACGAAGACGACAGCGGCGUGAUCGUUGGCUCAAACGCUGAUUUGAUGCCGCUGUACUCGCUCGUGCGGCAGAACCGCAACUCGAAGCGUAAGCUGCUGACCUCUGUCGUGCGGUCGUUUGACUUUGACCCCGGAAAACUCGUGGCUGGUGUGCCGGUCUCGGAGGCUGGCGCCGACGAUCGCGACCUGCGCACCCGGCAUCUGGGAUACGUUAGGUACGUCGGGUAUUGCCUUGCGCGGCUGGAUCUGACGAUCGUAGAGGAGCCGUAUCUGAUUGUGCAUGGACUUGACAAGAUUAUUGGUAGUACGGGGAUGACGGUCCUCAUGGCGGUUUCAGACUUGCUCGGCAAAGUCUCCGCCCCGGACACUGACGCACAGCAACUUCCUGCCGACCUGCAGCAGCAGCAACAGUCGCUCGCGAUCUCAAGCGCCAUCAUCUACACCAUCUACCAACUGCGCCAGCACAUCCGACAAGCCUACAGCCUAACCGAGCACGCAUGCCAAUCCUUCACCUCGAGCUCGAAGCCAUCAAAGGAGUACUCGAAGCCGCCGGCGACAAAGUCCAGCAGCAUUGCGCCGUUGAAAUUGGACUGGAUCUGCUUGCAGAACGAUUUCAGGAAUCCGGCGGUGUGUUUGCGCGUGCUGGCUACGGUUAGGGAGUUGAUGGCGAACGUGGAGGUGGGGGAGAUGAAGUACGAGUGAGAUGGUGUUGUUCUUUUUUCAUUGCUUUGGGUGUGUACUUUAGGGGAGUCAUAAGUAUGUAAUUAUAGCUGUCAGUGGGUGGGUUUGCUAU